Molecule: messenger RNA, 2673 nt
Organism: Capra hircus (goat)
Lineage: Eukaryota; Metazoa; Chordata; Mammalia; Artiodactyla; Bovidae
Gene: PROZ
Product: protein Z, vitamin K dependent plasma glycoprotein
Exons: 8
Coding region: 295-1599 (434 amino acids)
Biological process (GO): proteolysis; blood coagulation
Cellular component (GO): extracellular region
Molecular function (GO): calcium ion binding; serine-type endopeptidase activity
Source: RefSeq, a predicted model, not a curated record
UCAUUCCCAGCACCAGGCAGAGGCGGCGCCUCGCCCCACCCUCGCCCGAGCGCUGACGGCUCCCACUUCCGCCCCACCAGCCCGCGCCGCGGCCCUCUGCCUCGGGCUUCCAUUUCUCCGUCUUUUCCCCUCUCUGCUUUAAACAGAGAAACGGGGGAGGGGAGCCUGCACGCAGGACCCUGACCGCGCUGACGCCGGCUCUUCCGAGGGCGGCCUCUCUGUGCGGGGCGGGCUCCCUGCGCCCACGCGGCCGCCCUGGCGCGGAGCCGGCGGGGACUUUGGCCCACGCUGACCAUGGCCGGCUGCGUCCCGCCGCCGCUCGCCGUCCUGGGGCUCCUUACCCUCCUCGCCCCGCACGCCGCCCGGCCCACAGUCUUUCUUCCCACGGCGGAAGCGCACGAGCUUCUGGCCAGGUGGAGGCGAGCCGGAUCCUACCUCUUGGAAGAGCUCUUCGAGGGGCAUUUAGAGAAGGAGUGCUUGGAGGAGGUCUGCGUCUACGAGGAGGCGAGAGAAGUGUUUGAAGACACCGAGUCCACUGAUGAAUUCUGGAAGACAUACACGGGCGGCUCCCCAUGUGCCUCCCAGCCUUGCCUCAACAACGGGUCCUGCCAGAACAGCAUCCGCGGCUACACCUGCACCUGCACGCCAGGCUAUGAGGGCCCCAACUGUGCCUUUGCUAAAAACGAAUGCCACCCUCUGAGGCUGGACGGGUGCCAACACUUCUGCUACCCGGGACCAGAGUCCUACACGUGCAGCUGCGCGAGGGGCCACACGCUGGGCCAAGACCGCAGGUCCUGCCUCCCCCACGACACGUGUGCGUGCGGAACCCUCGACUCUGAGUGCUGCCCGAGGCCCCAGCGAAGCCAGCAGAACCUUCUGCCUUUCCCGUGGCAGGUAAAACUAACAAACUCCGAAGGAGAAGACUUCUGCGGGGGUGUUCUAAUACUGGACAACUUUGUGCUGACAACAGCCACAUGCUCACUGCUGCGCACAAACAUUAGUGUGAAAACACGCUCCGGCUUCCAGGUGCCAGCGAAGGGCCUCCACGUGCACACGAGGUUCGAGCCGGACACCGGGCACAACGACGUGGCCCUGCUGCGCCUGGCGCGGCCCGUGCGCUGCCCCGACGCCGGGCGGCCCAUCUGCACCGCCGACGCGGACUUCGCCGAGCGCGUCCUCCUGCCGCAGCCGGGCGUCCUGGGCGGCUGGACCCUCCGCGGCCGCGAGAUGGUGCCCCUGCGGCUGCGCGUCACGCACGUGGAGCCCGCGGAGUGCGGCCGGGCCCUCAAUGCCACGGUGACCACGCGGACCAGCUGCGAGCGGGGCGCGGCGGCCGGCGCGGCGCGGUGGGUGGCGGGCGGCGCGGUGGCGCGCCAGCACCGGGGCGCCUGGUUCCUCACCGGCCUGCUGGGCGCCGCGCCCCCCGAGGGGCCCGGGCCGCUGCUGCUCAUCAAGGUCCCCAGAUACGCGCUCUGGCUGCGCCAAGUCACGCAGCAGCCGAGCCGUCCGAGAGACGACCGGGAUCAGGGGCGUGGCGGGGAACCGGUGCCGCGUGGGCGGUGGGCGGCGACAGCCCUUCCUCCGGGACCCCUCGUCUGAACUGAGCCCCCAGGAGGGAGGGAGGCGCGUCCAACAAUAAAAGCGGACCCCGAACAGCGCUUUCCUGAACCUGCCGGGAGCCGGGGUUCAACCCAAGGGCGGCGACUCUGGGUUGGCGGGCGGGGGUAGCUGCGCAGCGGCCUCCCAGCUGUACUGGGGGCGGGGGUGUGGCGCUCGGGUCCCGGCGGCAGCGCAGGGGAGGAAGGCGAACUAGGGCCUGUGCGCGGCCCGCGUCUGGGGCGGGAGCAGACAAGCAGUUCUGCGUGGAGGGUCCACCGGCCCCAGGAGGGCGGAGCGGCCCGAACCUGCAGCAUCCACACCAGCGAGUCCCACCGACUGCAGCCCCUCCCCUACAGACAGGAGCCGCCCUGGUCUGCGCCCAAGCGACAGCAAGGGCACCUGGACAGAUGUGGUGUGUACUUCCGCCACCAUGUCUCAGCCAGGAGGUGCCUGGCUCACCGAGCACGGCGGGGCCCUCACGGCUGAGCUCCGGGUGGGGCCCUGAGGGCAGGCGGGACCCAGAGGCUUGUGCGCACGGGCGCACUGCUGGGGAAGAGGGAUCGUUUAGGGGUUAGAACUGUGAUGCAUACUUUCUUCUGACUGGAAAAUCCGUAGGAUUUCGGUCUACUGACCCCCCUUGCCUUCCUUCAUUCUUGCCAAGGUCCUUUCAGACAAAUGGGCCAGUGCAUCCGCAGAUUGGCCAAAAAAAGUUAUUUCUGGGGUUAAAGUGCAAUAUCAGAAAUGAAAGAAAGUGUUUUUGAAUUGUUAGACAUAAAAAUCUGAAUUGUGUUUAAACUCCCAAAGUGCGGUGGUAUUCUCUUCAAACUAAGGCCAUCAGCUGCCCAGGAUUUGAAAUCUAGCAAAGAACUGUGGUUUUACAUGAAUAAUCCUGCAAAAAUAUCUGCAGUCUUGCUGCUGACGUUAAUUUCCAUAUAAAUCUGUAUUUGCUGGAGCAGAAACCCUACCUGGAAAUGAUUGCAAACAGCGCAGGCAGACUCUCCCUACAGCAUGUGUGGGCUGCACUUCCCUGGCGGCUCAGACGGGAAAGAACCUGCCUGCAGUGCAGGAGGCCUG